CGUUAGAUUCAAAGAUAUAAAUAGAUAAUAAAUUUAUGAAAUUUCCGAAAGAAUCACGGGUAUAUUUAAUAUUUUAAUAAUUGAUACUUUCGAGAUGGCGAAUAGAAUUCAAACACAAAUAUUUAAUCAAUCAAACGUGGUAUUUAUCAUUAAUUAAAAUUUGCAAUCCUGUUUUUCCCUACGUUCUUCAAAUACGAUGUAAUUCUGUUAAAGGUGUUAAAGAUUUUUACAAAUAUAUUUCAUAGUUACCAAUAGUUAUUAGUCAUACUGACAUAACCAUAAAUACGUAAAUGAGAGGCUGUAUAAUUCAGUUUUGUCACAAUUAUAAGAAACUAUCUAUGAUAACAUAUUUUUCAAUAAACUAUUAAUGCACAAAUUGGUCUUGAAGAGUGCUACAGUUUAACAAUAUGCACGCAAAAAUGUCAUCUUACUUGUUGCACUUUUGAUGACGCAUUCAAUUUGAUACGUACUGUAUCGUAGUCCUUUCAUGGUUCACACCAUUCACGGCUCAAAAUGGCAUGUAAUCGAUUCCGGCGAUAAUUAUACGCGUCAAUAGUUGGAGCAUGACCAUGUGACGUUCAUUGUUUCUCAGCAUGAUGAUUUCUGCCGGUAAUGAUCAAUAAUAUAGAGAAGGAUAUGGAACGCGUCGGAAAUAGGGCGUAUAGAGAGAAACAGUGUGAAAUGCUAGCGGACAUGAAACUGCCAAUUACUGAAAACGCGAUCAAGACUGAUGGCAUACAAGUAAAAAUUACUGCGAAAUUCGUUUUACACCGGAGAACGUAUUUCUCCUGGUAAUUUUGAAUUACAUCGUUCUGAAACAUUCAUUGCUGAGAAAUGUUCACUUCCCGUCAUAGUCAAGAUACAAGUCAUUCAAAUUAUAAUACUUUCUUCGUAAUAAAUCACAUCAAUUUUGAAUUGAACAAACGAUAAUGACAAAUAUUAAAUUCACAUGAAAAACAUAUAUUAACUUUGAUUCAUUUUUUAAAAUUCUUUCGGAGGAACUUCAAUAUCAAUUCUGUUCGACCAAAUAAAGCUAUUACUUUCUCCCAAGUAUUUUCUCCCAAAAAGAAGUAAACAUUUACAUAGGGCAUUUGUUUCUUCCCUUUUCAAUAUCUUAAAAGAUAAUUGUAUUCGAACGUAACACACUGACUCGAGCGUGGCUAUUAAAUUUAUUACGACGCGCUUAAUAUCAUCCACAUAAUAUUCAGAACGUCAAGAUAUUGUAAUGAAGUUAGCAAACCUAACUAAAAGCUAAAAAUACUUGCUGUCAGUCUUAUCGCUGAUAAACUGAAAAAAAAAAAAAACAGAAUUCUUGCAUGACUUGUAAGCUAUAAAAGAAGCUCACAAAAAGAAAUAGAAGCAUGACAAUUUCAUAAAAACUUUUCGCGUACGGCCACGAUCGUACGAAAACGUUACGAUAUAAGAAAGAGGAGAGCGCGGUGCGUUCUCGAGACUUUUAAGUUCAUUUCCUCAAACUACGAAAACCGUUUAAAGUACGAAAACCCUAAAGCUAUCCAAGCGUAAAGCAACGACGGCGUAAUCAAAUGGAGACCACGUAAGCGGUCAGCGAUCGUUUUUAUCUAUCCGAGUUUGCGGCAUGCAAUCAGUGAGGCGCCCGUUGACUCGUGACGCUUCCGGUCCAGGCUUCCGGUCCGUGGAACCGCACCGUUUCCGUUCGGCUGCCCAGCCCACCGAUCUGGCCGGUCGUCGUCGUAUAUCGUGGAUCCGUGUCCGAGAAGCACUAUCGAAAUCAGUGCCAGCGUCUCGUCAACGUGAAACACAGGCGUCAUACCAGUUCGAUCCCCGGGGAUAAUCGAGUCGAGUGAUUUUCGUUGUUGUUGCAGAGCAACGGCGUGGCGCCUCGUCUGCGUCCGUUCUGUGUCGAUCGAGGAUCGAACAUCUAAUGUACGUGCCAGAAACGAGGUUACGCGCGAUUUUCGAGCCAAUCUACGGGCACCAGACGAUCUGGCUGCUUGGAAAUUGAUCGGCUAACAAGUCGCCCGAAUCGUAUGCGAUACUCUGCGAUGUUCAAUUAGUUGCAACAUGGAAAAUACAUGUAUGACGCGUGUUAUAGGCGAUAAUUGUGUGCGCAGUGAUUUCGUUCUUUUUUCGUUCUAAAUUUCAUUGUUCUUUGAUGAAUUCGUUUGAGAUGGAUGAAAUGGUUAUUGGAGAAAGGAUGCGUCUACACCGGAAACUACUUACAAAACGAUCGUGAUCGUUUAACAAGCCUCCUUUAAGUUAUUUAUCGUUGAAAGUUCUUCGCGAAAGUGUUGAAAGUUACGACUGAUGAUGGAAAUGCAUCGUUUUACAGUGCUUUCGAUUUUUAUGUCUCUCUGUCGCGAAAGUUUCGAUUAACGAGUGCUUCUAUUCUCUGAAUGAAUUGUAUACCAAUCUCAAUCGAACUGUAAGGAAUAUCGGCGUUGCUGUGAAAGACAAAAUGCAGGGUAUUAUCGGUGUUAUCGAAGAUGGUUUAAUAGCAUCCAUUAUCUUUAUAUCUUCGUCGCUUUUCCCAGAGAAUAUCAAAUAUUAUUGAAAAUUAUUCGUAAAAUUUAUUAUCGUGAAAUUUAUGACCAUACCUCCGUAAUGAUAUUUUACAAUGAAUAAUUUCCGUUAAAGAACAUAUAUCGAAUAAAUAUUAACAAGUAUAAAGAAUGUACAUGACUAUUACUCAUUUCUUAUCUCGUAUUCAGUUCAAAAUUACCAAUUAUUAUUCUUGGAAUAUUUAGUUGAAUCAGGCAACGAUACACGAAUACAAAGAAAAACUUGAAAAUCGAAUAAUAGAAGCUUAUAAAGCCAUGAGAUACGAUAACAGAGUAUCAGGGAGUACAUUACCGUGCUAGAUAGUAAUUCGAAUCGAUUUUCAAGCAACAAAAGCCAUUCACGAUUUCAAUAAUCGUAACAUUACAAACAGGCGAUUAUUCCGAGAAUCUCGCGCUUGAUAUUCCACAUUCGUUGUAUGACGACGUUGGAAGAGCGUCCUGAACGGUGAGCCAAACGGUAAACAGCGUUAUGCACGUUUCUCGGGCGUUAGCUGAACAUGGGGAAGCGAUGAGCCGGUUAUAUUGCUGAAUAUACACCUAAAGUUUGGAUCGCGAUGGCUGACCGGUGUUCUAAUCUGGCCGGAGGUCAAACUGGAUAAUCAGCGUCGAUCAUCGUCGAGCGAGAAAAGUAGUAAUCGCUGAACUAAGCAAACCGGCGCCGAUCCCCCGUGUGUACAGGUGUAUGUGUGUGUUUGUGUUGCGCUACGUUGGACGCGAAAAUGGCGGUGGUACCGGGUAAGAAUAAAUUGAAAAUGGGCAGUGCGGGCCGAUACUACAGCGCCUAUCUCAUCUACGACGUGGCGAACUCGUGCCUGGCCGCGUUGCACGCCAAGAUGCCUCCUCCGGUUGUCGUCACGCGAACCAACCCUCCGUCUCCUAUGCACGUCCAGAACCCCCAACACUACCACAUAUUCGUAGGAGAUCUGAGCCCAGAGAUCGAGACGCAGACCUUGAGGGAAGCCUUCGCUCCUUUCGGCGAAAUCUCAGAUUGCAGAGUUGUAAGAGAUCCACAGACGCUCAAAUCCAAAGGAUAUGGCUUCGUUUCCUUUGUUAAAAAAGCGGAAGCGGAAAGUGCCAUCGGUGCCAUGAAUGGACAAUGGCUCGGUAGCAGGAGUAUUCGAACGAAUUGGGCGACUCGCAAACCCCCUGCACCAAAAUCCGAAGCAAAUGCAAAGCCAUUGACUUUCGAUGAAGUGUACAAUCAAAGUAGUCCGACCAACUGUACAGUAUACUGCGGUGGACUAACUAAUGGUCUAACAGAAGAGCUAAUGCAAAAAACUUUCUCGCCUUUUGGAUCCAUCCAAGAGAUUCGUGUAUUCAAGGACAAGGGUUAUGCUUUUAUCAGGUUUUCUACCAAAGAAUCGGCGACACACGCUAUUGUGGCAGUACACAACACCGACAUCAAUGGUCAAACGGUGAAAUGUAGUUGGGGCAAGGAGAGCGGGGAUCCGAACAAUGCUCAACAAACUGGGCAGGCGUUAUCCUCGGCGACGUACCCAUACUACGCGGCGGCAGCAGCUGCCGCCGCGGCGGCGGCAGGCGUCGCGGGUGUUGGAGGCGUCGGUGGCGUCGGCGGAGCUGGCCAGCUAGGAUACUGGUAUCCGCCCCAAUCUUAUCCUACGACAGCGACGCAGAUGCAAGCCGGUGGCUUCCUCCAAGGAAUGCAGGGAUAUACUUAUGGACAGUUCGCCGGAUAUCAACAGGCGCAGUACAUGGGAAUGGGAAUGGGUGUCCACGCUGCUGGCACGGCAGCAGGUUGGGGCCAGGGAUUACCUGGGGGACCACAGUUACCGCCACACCAUGCCACGACGGUCACGGCACCCCCAGGGGUGCAAGCCGCACCCCCACCACCACCACCUCCGGCACAAAUGAUGGCCUACCCGAUGCAACAGUUCCAGUAUGUAUUUGAAGAAGUAAGAGGGCCUAACAAUACUUAUUCGAGAUGAGGGAAUACUAGUGAAAAAGAGUUAUAAAGCCUAUCAAGAUCCUGCAUAAGAAUCUUUCAUCACAGCACAGUGAUCGCUACCACUAUCAUCGCACGGCCUGGCUUAUCCUUACUUUCAAAUAUCACUUUGCGUCAAGGAAACUGCAUCUACAACCUGGCUCAACCUCGUAUUCAACCAGAAAAGUGUCGCUGGAGAACGUAUCUAUAAAAUGGAUAUCAUCGUUGCGUAUGAAAUUGCAACUGAAUGGAAGAAACGCAAGAAACAAAAGCAAGAGAGCGAACGAAAGUCUCGUUAUACCAAUAAUAUCGUCGCUAAUAUUUUUAUUGGAAUUAUCCUUCUGAAAUCGAUCCAUAGUUUCAUAAUCGGUCCAUAAGAGAAUGAAUAGUUUAUUGAUCGAACACCACAUUUAAAUAAUCUGAAAACGUUUACACCACACUGAUACAUUCCUCUGAGCGUUAUCAAAGCCAAGCAACACAAUUAUCUUAGGGUAAUAAUGUGUUUAAUUAAUUGCUCACACUUUUACAACAUUGAAAGCAAUUGAGGUUGAGUCACGGUAAAGGUAGAUUCAGAUCGACCAGUCUACGUGUGUUGGAAUGCGAAGGAUAUGUGAGAGGCAUAAGGAGAGAUAGAGAAACAAGAAUGAAAUGAUUUUUAGAAUUAAAAAGAAAAGAGCGAGAGGAAAAGCGAAAGUGUGGAACGUGCGAAUGAGACGUGUGAAAGGUAGAGAGAGAUAGAGUGAAAGAGAGAAAGUUGUCGAGAAUAUUUCUAUUAUUUUCUUGAAAUUCGGACCAAGACUUAACCAGCGUUUGUGUGUUCAAAUGGUAAAGUGUGUUCUUGGUUGCGGUCCAGCUAGCGGAUGAGGACUGGCUGACGCCUAGCCUUCUAGUGUGAUGGUAAGCAAGUACACCCCACCAACAGGAACAACUUCUACAGCAACAACAGUUACCACCACCACCACCACCAUUAUCACCACUACCACAACUACCAACAACAACAAAAUUUCCGUCACCAUCGACGCCACCGCGACAGCAAAAGCAACAAAAAUCAUGCCGCUUCCGGCUUGAUGAAACAUAAAAGCAGAGGGCAGAAAUUGCCAAAUGUAGUUAACGAUCGCUUUAAUGAACAGAGCAAGGGAAAAAAGUGUAUGACAGGAAAAGGGGAUGAAUUCUUAUCUAUAAAAGCAUUUCUUAAAGUAAACGAUAAAAAAAGACAAAAAAAAAUAUAAGGAGAGAAUGACAAAGAAAAAAGAGAGUACUUCCAGAUUCCCCUAAAAUUUUCACGUCCAAUAUAACCGGCAAUCUUUACGGGAAAGAAAACUAACUGGUACCGUCAACAAGUCGGAGGUAUCCUCUCGUCCAGUCUGUAGGGUAAUGUAGUGUCUCUCUCGGCUUGAAUUAAUAGAUAGCGUUGCCGUCACGGUAGUGUCAAAAGCUUCAGUAAUGAAACACGAAUUCCGGGAUACGCGGACCACCAUGUGAUCAUCAAAGACAGUUUGUAGCGUAAACAACCAAUAUUUUGUGUGUUGUAUCGUCCACAAAGGACUGAUUACGGAAGAGACGAACGAGUUGACGCAUGUUGAACAAGCUCGUGAUUUGCACUUUCCGCCAUUUAAUCGACGCUAAACUCCUUUAUCGACGAUAAACUCCUAAAAAGAAAAAAAAAAAAAAAGAGCGAAAGAAAAGCGAUAGGACGCCGCCAGUUAUCGACCCGUAACCCGGAUUCAUUAUUUUUGUAGUUUGGGCUUAACAGUGAAAAUUAAUAAGUCGAAAGCGUAAAAAGAAACUGUAAACGCGUUACUCGGAGCGCGAACCAGCGACCGUCAAGUAAUCGUGCUGUAUAAAUAAUAAAUAAAAGAAAUCGAUAAACACGUGCACACUCGUGAAGAUUAUAUAAAGUAAAUUUAACAGAAAAAAAAGUUAUUAUAAACGAAAUUCAACAAUUAGCUAGUUAGGUAGGUAUGUUAUAAUAAAAAGUUACUCGAGGACGAUUCGAAAUUCGGCGGCAAAGCGGAAACAGACCUUCAGAAAUUCAACGAUUCCGCGUUCCUGAGGAACUGUUUAAACGUACAACCACUCGACUAUCGUGAACCACGGAACUGAAAGAUCCACGUGUCUUAAUCCAUUUUCCGCCACUGCGAGGACUUCUUCCUUCGGUUAUUAUAUUUAUUAUCAGACUCGAGGCCAAAAGACAAAUCAUGCGCGAAGUCUUCGCAGAACAGUCGAAGAGCCGUUUUUAUUAUUCGACUUGAUCCUUUUGACGCGGCACUUAGACAGUUGGAUAUUUUUAUAAAAGAUCAGCCGUAUGCGCCGAGGGGUGUCGACCGAUGCUGUUGGCGCGCCGAUCUCGCGAUUAAGAUAAAACAAACGUAACACACGAUACAAUAAAAAAAAAACAAGAUAAAAGGAUAUGAAAGGAUGGAAGGAAGCGACGAUUGGACAAAGCGUCAUCCAGCGAUCGAUCGACUCCAAUCAAUCGUGUCGGGUCAACCGUGGUUUUUAACUUAUACCUUAGAUUUUUAUAUAAUACGAAUACCAUAGAACCAAAGGGAAAAAUCUCGACUUUAAGACGCUUAAGCAAUAAAUCACUAAGCUUAGGAAAGCGAAGAAACAAACCGUUUAUCCCUGCGUCUCUCUACUGUAACUCGCUCUCAGCUAUUCAGCUUGUGAGCCACGAAUUCGUAACAACGAAGGGGUACAUAGAUCGGAGAGAAGGGACACGACGCGAGUUUUAAGAAAUCGAUAAGAGAAAAAGGAAAAAAGAGAAAGAGAAAAGAUGGAAUGAAUCGGUAAAUGGUCUGUCCGACGUCCCGAAUUUCGACUUGGCCAAUCUAACGAAACAAAAGAAAUAAAAAAAAAAACGAAAUCGAAACAAGUGUAAGUAAGAAGCAAGUGUAAGCAUGCGUGGAUACGUUCGCGCGUACGAACGAGAGAAUGUUAGGAAGAGAGAACGAGGGUGAGCGAACGAGAGUCUGCGAAUAAUGAGAAAUUAUACAACAAGCGAGAGACGAGAAAAAAAGAUUAAACAAUUCGUAGAUAGACACAUUGCACAAACAGCACGAAAGUUAGAUUAGAGAUCCGUCGAGUUCCUUCCUCGCGAACGCGUAUCCUGUCCUCCGAUUGAAUCUUUCAAAGGUUGUCUCUCUUUGUGUAAUUCCGUCGGAAUCGGAAAACAAAAUCCCUCAGCCUUUAAACCGUUGCUAUAUAUGUAUAUAGUAGCAAACAAAGAAACGAGAGAAGAGAUCGUUAGAAAAGAAAGAGGUUAGGGAUUAAGAAAAAAUGAACGCGAAGACCGACGACGGUUUAACAAGUAUAACGAGGACGAAGUAAUCCCAUCUGAUUUGCCUAUCUAUGAUCCCCGCUUUAGACCUUCGUAACCUGUCCAUACUUACUCCAUGCUUCGUCUCUUUCAGUUUUAAGCACGAUCCGAUGCUUCCGUAUCGUACUUCUUCUGUUUCGCCGUCGACCGUUCGAAAUCACCCUUUGAUAGACGCCCAUUCUCUCUCUCCCUCUCCCUCUCUCUCUCUCUCUCUCUCUCUCUCUCUCUCUCUCUCUCUCCUUGCGCCCGUGUUUGUACGGUGUCUUUUUUUCUCAAUAAUGAAACUGUCUCAUCAUACGAGCGCGCGUCGUCGGGUGCAAAGCCAUGAGUUUCGUUAUGAUACGAUGAAUCCCGUAGGAUUUAGACGAGCGAACCGAAUAACGGAUAGAGAAACGAAAGAAAUAGAGACGAGCAAAAAGAAGAAAAAGAAAAGAAAGAGGGGAUAAAGGGGAUGAGCAAGAAUGGAAAACGGGCAAAGGAAAAGGAGAAAAAUGGAGAAAGGGGGAAGAAAACGGGGAGAGAGAUAAAGAGAGAUGGACGACUUUGUUAUUAAUCAAAAGAUAGACGACGGAUCGUGCUUUAAACGAAUCAAAAGCGUUCAACGUUUUCGAAUCAAAAAACGCGACGAUCAAAGAACGAUACAGGGACGUUUGCGAGACGUUAGAAUUGAUGAGAUCGCGAGAGCAUCGAAUACAAGAGAAUGACGAAAUCAAACCCGCUUGGGACAACGUAGCAUUUAGGAAAUAUCAGUAAAUUUACUAAUUUCCCGAACGAUUCGAUACGUAGUACGUGGAUAUGGAUAUAAAAGGUGUGCCUUCAGUCCAUCUCGCGGACCACAAAUAUUUCGUACCAUUAAUUCCUUGUAAACUAAUAUUGUUCUAUUCGGCGAGAGAAAACGAGCAAACGUUUCUAUGCCUGAAACAUAAAACGUAUGUAAGUAUAUAAAUCUGACAACUACGUGUAAUUCGAUAAUCUCUUAGUGUCUUCCCAGUACGAAAAGCAUCUCGACAGAACUUCACAAAUUUUACGUAGUAAGAUUAUUUGUUAAAAUUUAUUACGAUUUAUAGAUGUUCGAUUUUAUUAUUGAAAUUGUUAAAUUAGUUGAAUUAGUUGACUAAUUUUCAUUUAAAUUUCACUACCCGGUUAACUCCUCGGGUAUUUAUCGUCGUUUAUUUCCCAAACGGCGAAUCUUUGUCCGAUUAUUCAUAUUCUUAGGUAGUUCUUAAAUUGACACUCUGUGCACUCGAUACAAAAUCAGUGGAAUAUAUUCAUUCGGAUUAGUUGUUUCGUGUCGAUAAGUUAAGGCGAGAACUAUACAGAUGAAUCAAAAAUUUGUACAAUGGAGAAAUUUUUAUCGUGUACUUAAAACAUAAGGAUUGUGGCCCAAGAUUUAAAACCAACACCAAACAUAUUUCACUCUAUGCCCGUCAAUUGUUUUAUAAUUGAUAAACACGAGAGAGGUAAGAGCCAUUUGUAAAAAAAAAAAAAAGAAAUUACACGAACAUACAACGAAGUGAUACAAAAUUCAAUAACACGUUAUCGUGAAGCGCGGACGUGAAUCAUUGGCCAUUCCAAACAGUAACGGAGUUCUGUUUCUCGACACAAACGUAAUGAAAUACACAGCCUAAAGGACACGGUACCGAUCGCGAGGAAGAAACGAAAGAAUUAUAAAUAAAUAUAUACAUACAUAUAAAUACAAAAAAAUAUAUUAUAUAUAUAUAUAUAAAUAAAUAAAUACCAAAACGUGCAGCGACGACGAAAGCUGUUAUUUUGAAUCGUCGUAAGUAAAAAAAGAAAGCGCUGUGCGUGAGAUAAAAAAAGAAAUAGCUUUUAAGAGACGACAUAAGAACAUAAGUGAAACAAAAUAUCGUGUACAUUAUUAGUUAGGCGAACAAACAAGAAAAAAAAUAAAAAUAUAGGUUAUUUUUCUGAAAAGUGGAACGAGCGAGAGAAAAAGGGAAAAGGGCGGCGAAUAAAAUGGCAGGUAAGAGUUAGAAUGUACGACGUAAAUCGUAGCGUGAAUUUAAGGGGCAGCGCGAGGCGUCGUAUUGAAAGAAAGUCGAUUAAAGGGGGGUGGGGGAUGAAGGAGAAAAUCAAAUCAUACGUCUGGUACACUCUACUCUUACGUCCUUCGGCCGUAUAAUCACUCCCCUUGCCAGAAAGUUCACUUCUCGACUCGAUUCCACUUUCAACGGGAAGAAAGAGAGUGGUCCCCCACUCUUUUAAAGAAUCAGCGGGGAUCCUCGUCCUGUAAAAAGUAUUUGAAGAAUGACGCCUUAAGCAUUAAGGCGUGUAUAGAACUUACCGCUAGUCUCGAGUACGUUGUCUAGGUAAUAAAGCGAAUGAAGCUAGCCAAGUAAAAGGAGAAAAAAUAAAGAAAUACACGGCGCAGCGUGAAAGGGGAAACCAAAAAUGUAGUAUAAAGUGAUAAGUAGAUAAUUAAUGUAAUUUAAUUAGUAGAAGAUACCACGGGGUUUUGGAAAGUAACGACCACGAAGCGAGAGUGGAAUCGAGGAAAACCGUGUAAAGAAAUUUAGGCAAAAAAGGGUGAGAAUGAUGCGAACAAUACAGAGGGAUGAGAGCAAGAGAGAAUGGGAGAGAGAGAAUGCAAGCUAGAGUGAUUCGUCUGAUAGAAAAUGGUCAAAUCCAUUUAUGGUACCUAAGUCAUGUGCGUAAUCACGCCCAGAAAAAGGGAUACAAAAUGACACGUACACUGACACUCGUACAGGUAAAACGCACGCACGCACGCACGCACAAACACACGUACACGUAUGUAAAUACACACGUACAAACAAAACCACAUUCUCUACACGGCAGCGUACGUAUAGAGAACGUAGCGGCGAGAAACUUAACAACAACUCUAGGCUUAGUAAUCUAGUCUAGCUUGACGAUCGCUAAGUUAACAAAUAAGAAGAAGAAAAGAAACGUUCACGAAAAAAAAAAAAAUGAAUAGCGCAAUAACUAUAUCCGCAAAUCACAUCGAGCACCGUUACACGACAUAUACACACACGCACACAUAAAUACUACACGUAAACGUAAAACACAACAAGGCAUAAACACGGAAAUAAAAAUAUAUAGGAAACAAGCUGCGGCUGCUGCCUCCAUCCUUCGUCCGUGUUCUCGAGACGCAAACUCUAGAAUUUCUACAGCCCUGUAACGCGUCCGAUAUUUCGCAAUUCUCGCCGUUUCAAGAAUUUUUACCGUCGUGUCGUUUAAGCUUCAGCAAGCUGGCAUACCAGCUGCCUAGCCGUUAUCGAAUCACGACAUUCUCGCGUUACCACGACCCAGUUCCUUCUUUUUUUUUUACCAACCUCCUCUCCUAUUCUUCUUUCACACUUACUGGCGUCUUCGACUUUCUUUCAUUACUACGUAUCACGUCUUUGUGACAUUCUUUUGUCCCGACGUCCUUUCUUCUUCGUUUUGUCUUCUGGCUUCCUUGCCAUCCUUCUGUGCCGAACGACCGAAUCGCUCUACAAAUGAUUUCCUACACAGAAGGAUUCCUCUCGUGGAGAUUUACCAAAUAUGAUAGCCGACAAUCAUUCAAGAAACAUACACUUAGAGACUUGUACGUGUUCCUCUCAUCGAGGACUAAGUGAAAAUAAUUAACCAAGUUCCAGUAUGCUUUCACGCGACGUCUUACGAACAAUGGACAGAGAGGAUUAUCGGCAUCGGCGGCGAAGGAAAGUAGGAAACGCCAUCGCAUCGGUUUUGUCGAACGCCCUGUUAAUAUUCUAUGUAUCGAGUCACUACACCUUCGCUUUUAACAAAUAUACAACGAAACACUGUUUCAAUGCGUCAAAAGCGUUACACGCGCAUAAAGCACAUAUAAAACAUAUCACUGCGUUGUUUAGCAAAGUCCGUGAAUCUUCGUUAGAAGUCGUAGAAAGAAACAACAAAUGUAACGUUGUUGAUAGAUCCAGUGGCGUAAGUCGCAAGUAUUGGCCGCUUAAAGCGGUUUUUGUUCUUGAUGGAAGUGAAACGGUGAAUGAAAAUAUGAAGUUUGUAUGGUAGAGUUAGGGAAUUUAAACAGAAUGGUUGUUAAGUAUCACGUAUUAUUUCGUAGACAACCUCUAUAAUUAAAAUUGGUAACGUGGUUACAUUCCUAUAUAAAAUUCUUCGUUCUUGUACAUGCUUCGUGAACAAAAAGUUUUCAUGAUUGAAAUUGAUUUAGCUAUUUUGUUGAUAAUAUAGGAGAAAUUUAUUUUACGUAGAAGUUAUCCUUUUACGCAAUUUGUCGACCGUUCCUUCGACCAUACGCAGACAGACGGACUGCGUGUACCUAUCUUACCGUCCUAUAAAAUAAUAUUAUUUAAGAGUAGUUACAUUUGUUUAAAAAUGUUACUCUGAGAUGAUACGCGCCAAGUAAGAUCACGGCAUAUACAGUAAUUAAACGAUCAUGUAACGUUGUACAUAUAUAGAGUCGUUUCGCAUAUGUAGCAAGAAUCUAGAGAAAUACGACGUAGAAAACUAUAGAUAACUACCAGAUCUAGGUAACCGUACAAUUUAGUCACAGCUAUUGCUGAUUCAGCAUUUGUAGCAGCCCGCAGUGGAGUAUUCGUCUGUCUUUUGUGUACAAAGAAGAUUUUGUGUUUGUACAAAUGAAGGAAAAAGAAAAUUGGUGAACAAAAUUGUGUAUUUAACCGUUUGCGCUUGUUUAAUGUUGUACAAAUAAUAUCGCAUCGGAUUCUGAAACAUCGUAAAAAGAGCGUAGAAGUCAUGUUGGUAGAUUAAACAUAACAUGAAAAUAUCGUCGUCGAUAAUUGUUAACCAUGAAAUACAACGCAUGUAAGUAGGCCAAGCAGAGAAACGUAAUACUUUAGUGGAUGCACAUAAACGCAAGAAUUCCUGCUUUUAUCGUCGAUAACUUGGCUCUCCUUUCGUUCAAAUUCAUAGUAGGAAAAAAAAUAUAGAACGUUACGAGCGCAAUGGAAAUAAUUCAAGUGUUUAACAAAUGGAUGACAUGCACGGUUUUCUUUAUUCACGGGGAAACAAAAACGUCAAACACCGGGAAAUCUAGUCUUGAACUUUCGAAAAGUUUAUCCGCUUGAAUUCGAUCAUCACCUGUAACGUCAUCUUGUCAAUCGGAAACUGGCAAAAGGGUAGGAAGGCAGCAGUCAAGCCACUCUAGAAUACCGAUGCAGAGUACCGUGAAAACAGUUUAGCGUUAACACAAGAAUGUUUAACAGAAAUUUGUAAGAGAUGAUGCACACAGCGAAAGAAAGCAAAAGUAGGAGCCGUAAGCGUAGUCACCGAGCAUACCUUAAAAUAACAUAUGUAUAUGAUCAUAUAAAUAUAUAUAUUACAAAAAAAGACUACAAAAAACCAACACGCGCAUCUAUAUGUGUAUACAUACAUACGUCUAUAUGUAUAUGUAUAUAUACACACACGUAUAAUACAAAAAAAAAAAUAUGUAUAUUAUAUAUACAUACCAGAUAUAAAUGUGUAAGAAGAUAAUAGCCGACAACUAGAGAUUAUAUCGAGUAUAAGCUUAGAAACGAGAACAGGAAAAGGGGGCGGAAGACGCGUCACCUGUUAACGCGUACUCCGCGACAUACUGUGUUAAAUACCCUUAGCCGUAAGGAAACUUCAAACCCAUUGAAACGUAUCUCGUGAAAGAAACAGACACGAGAGAAAAUGUUGUGGCUAGCCUGCCGGACCCCCUGAGCCCCUAAAAAUAUGAAUAUGUAAUACGUUUGCUGCGUCGAAUGAAAGGAACGCAACGAUAUUACGAGAGCGAAAGGAGAAGAAAAAAAAAAGAGAGAAAGCGAUCAAGCGCAUGAGAAAGAAAAUACGUGUAUGUAUCGGUUAGCAAGUGAGUGAAUAAAUGAACAAGAGUGAGCGUGUGUGAGAGAGAAAGUGUGAACGAUAGAAAUUCACGCGCCUCGACGGAAAAAAGACAAGUUCUUCGGAGAGACAAAAGUUUAAUAAUAAACGCUAAUUACGAUCACGUCCGAUUCAUACAGAGAUUACGACGUUCCUUCAUUGUUUCGUAGUGUUUCGUACGAUCCGACGUGCGCGUCACGGGGUCCAUUAUUAUAUCGUAUAAACCCCUUCCCACUCCCAUUCCAGCCCCCCAGCGCGGUAUGCGGCAUAUCACUUACGACCGUACGCUAAGGAGUAAGGUGCCUUUUUUUCACUUCAUCGUGUGUAUGUAUUUCGGGGUUAAAACAAACGAACAAAACAAAGAAACCAAAAAAAAAAAGAAAAUAAAAAGAAAACGCGAGUAAACAAAGGGGGAAAAAUCCAACGUAAGAUUUUAUGUAUCACGUGUAGAAACGGCACGACGGAGCUCAAGGGAAGGGGCAUGUGACAUCCAUCCAUCGUACGUCGUCCGACAUACUUUCACGUCGCGAAGAUCCCUUUCCAAAACUCUAAUGCGAAGCGUUGAACGGCAUUGUGAACAAUGAUGUAAUCGAGAAUUCGAAAUGUAUUUCCGCGAUUCGAUGAACGGCCCGCGGGGUCCCAUGGCAGCCUCGUUGCAUACACUUAAGCUUAGGAGAUGUGCAGUCGCUGGACACAGCUCAAGGAGCAACAACCGGGCAAAACCUUGUAUAAUGUACUUACAUGUAAUUUCUAACGACGUGACAGAGAUGAUACGCGAUAACGUAUCAGGUGCGCGUGCGCGAAUACAGGCCAAUACACACAUACACAUAUAUGUACACGCGUAUACCUAUAAAAUAGUAAAAUACACGUACACGUGAAACAGAUAGACACAUAGGAAUGGAUGAUACAAACGUACACUUUAUACACGAAUCACACAGGUGACAUUACUUAAAAAAAGAAAAGAAAAAAAUAGAAGCACACGUGCACGUGCACAUAGAGAAAAAUGAUGGAAGAUACCUCCAAAAGACAAUUUUCACAGGAUAUAACAAUGGAAAUGCGAGACGCCCUGGGACGUGCGUGAAAAAAAAACGUGUAUGAUAUUAUGUAUACAUAAUAUAGCAUAUAAAGUAUAUUAUAAAUAAUGAUGAAUAUAAAUAAAAAAUAUAUAUAUAAAUACUAUGAAGAAGUAAACAAAGUAUAAAUAUGAAGGAAGUAUAUAAACGAGAAUAUAGGAUAAAACACGCUUAGGCUUAAGAGUAUAAGAUAUUAUUAUGAUGAUAUAUGGUUGGUUUAUAAUGUAAAAUAUAUUAUAGAAAAUGUA
This is a messenger RNA of Bombus pyrosoma, 14945 nucleotides long. Its product is annotated as nucleolysin TIAR. The record is from RefSeq and is a predicted model, not a curated record. Gene Ontology annotation, molecular function: mRNA binding. Bases 3260 to 4486 code for a protein of 408 amino acids. The transcript is spliced from 10 exons. Gene Ontology annotation, cellular component: cytosol. NCBI's taxonomy places the organism in Eukaryota, Metazoa, Arthropoda, Insecta, Hymenoptera, Apidae.